GCCUUCAUUUAAGCGCUUGGAAACGAUCCGAGGCGAUGUAUUCAAACCCUCCUCCGAGCGGGAAAUUUGCCGCCAUCCAACACCAAUCUGCGAGUGAGGGAAGGAGGGGGCGGGAAUGUUCGUUUGAGGAGGGCAGGCUUUCCAACAUUACUAACGCUCCCCCACUACCUUCAUUUCAGCAUCUGAGGCAAAUACUUCAAAAUUCACUCAUUGGACAUGAUAGAAUUCACUGGAAAAUAAGUGCAAAGACAGAGGGGGGGAAUCAGCUGCCAGAGCUCAGAAAGUAUCUGAAGUCCGUCGGAAGAAAAAAGGAUUUAUCUCUGGCGUUCAGAACUCGGAGGGAUAUGGCUGGCGUUCUCCACAAGCUCACAGCAUGCAUCCCCUGCGUGUGGAUUUUCCUCAUGCUUUUCAACCCCAGCUUGCAAACCAGGGCUGUAACAGGUCACAGAGAACCCAUUCCCGAUGACAGCAAAGACAACAUCACCAUCUUCACCCGGAUCUUGGACCGCUUGCUGGAUGGUUACGACAACAGAUUGCGCCCCGGACUAGGAGAAAGUGUGACUGAGGUGAGGACAAACAUCUAUGUGACAAGCUUCGGGCCAGUGUCGGACACCGAUAUGGAAUACACGAUUGAUGUGUUCUUCCGGCAAAGUUGGCGGGAUGAGAGACUGAAGUUUGAUGGGCCUAUGCAGGUUCUCCCACUUAACAACUUGCUCGCCAGCAAGAUCUGGACUCCAGAUACUUUCUUCCACAAUGGCAAGAAGUCAGUAGCCCACAAUAUGACUACACCCAAUAAACUCCUGCGGCUGGUAGACAACGGAACUCUUCUCUACACAAUGAGAUUAACCAUCCAUGCUGAGUGUCCUAUGCAUCUGGAGGAUUUUCCUAUGGAUGCCCAUGCCUGCCCGCUAAAGUUUGGAAGCUAUGCCUACACCAACAACGAGGUUGUAUACAUCUGGACAGCAGAUGAUGAGAAAUCUGUUUCUGUGGCUCCUGAUGGUUCUAGACUCAACCAGUAUGACCUGUUGGGACAUGUCAUUGGCAAAGAGACCAUCAGCUCCAGUACAGGAGAAUAUGUGGUGAUGACAACGUAUUUCCAUUUGAAAAGGAAAAUUGGCUACUUCGUGAUCCAAACUUAUCUCCCUUGCAUAAUGACAGUCAUUCUGUCUCAGGUCUCCUUCUGGUUGAACCGGGAGUCCGUUCCAGCACGUACCGUCUUCGGUGUCACAACUGUCCUGACCAUGACGACACUGAGCAUAAGUGCCCGGAACUCACUUCCCAAGGUGGCCUAUGCAACAGCUAUGGACUGGUUUAUGGCAGUGUGCUAUGCUUUUGUCUUCUCUGCUCUCAUUGAGUUUGCCACUGUCAACUACUUCACAAAGCGCAGCUGGGCGUGGGAUGGUCAGAAGGAGGCUCAGGAGAUGCGGAGGCGAGAGUCGUCUUCUUUCUCCAAGAAGACCAACAAUACUUUCAACAUUGUGGGAACCACCUACAGCAUGAGUGUAACCAAAGAUCCCGGACUGACAACCGUCUCCAAGAGUGCCACAUCCACGUCCACCCCAUCCCAGCAGGUCCGAGAGAUACGGCUGCCCAAAAUGGAUGGUGAAUAUGUGCCAGAGGGAAGGAAGUCCUACAAUCGUGUCAGCAAAGUGGACAAGAUCUCUCGUAUCAUCUUUCCAGUGCUCUUCUUCAUCUUCAACCUGGGUUACUGGGCCACUUACGUCAACAGAAAGCCAACCAUCAACCGGUCCAGCCCACAGAAAUGAAACUGGAAUCCAGAAACAAAUAAAUAAACUGCCAGUCCAGUCUUAAUUAGCAACAUGAUGCUACUGCUACUGUGUUCAUUUUCUUUUUUUAAGCAACCAUGUAGAUACACAGCUAGUUAGUAAUUUGUUUGUUUGUUAGUAUGUUUGUUUGUUUUGUUACGUGUCAUUUUAUGUGUUGCAUGAGUAAAGUAUGACAGUAUUGCUGGUCUUGUACAGAUGGCCAUCAUGAACCCACUAAACCCCAUCCCCCACUCCGAACUAUCGGAGUCUAUCAUCAGAAGAAAAACAUCAGUCACUAUUGGCUUUCAGUCACCAUUGGCAAGAACCUGCAGCCUUUCAGCAGUCAGUAGUGAUGUCCUUAGGUGCAUCAUUACUGACUGUCUGUUCUUUGACUCUUGGCAAACCCAGAGUAUUAUGUCAGUAGUGUCAUCUAGAUAUGUUUACAUCCCCAUGGGUCUAUCAGUGCAUUUUAUCGUCUAGUGACUCUUAUUGUUUAAACAGCCUGAGUAGGCUCCAAGAAAAAGAAACUGUGUGCCUUUUUAAUCACUCGCCAUAGAGAUGAAUAGUUUGGCACAUGCUGACAUUGUCUUUAAGUUUACGCCUGCCUAAAGAAAACAUCAGAGUUGAUUGAACUCUCACAGGGUGGUAUUAAACUCAGAGCUGUCCUGCAUGCGAGUUGAUUUAGUGCUGACGGCUGACUGUAAGGCACUGAGCCAGACAACGCUGCUUUGUUUGAGGCCAGUAUGAGCAGUGUGGAUCAGACCCUCAUCUGAGGAUAUGAAACGCUAAGAAACAUUUCAGUUGUGAAGAAUAUAAAGGCUGCAUCUGAGAUUUGGGCCAAUGCCACACAGGAUAAACAUGCAUUUCCAUUACAUCACACUGAAGUGUUGGUGAUUUUGGUAGAUCAUUACACUGGUGAUUUGUGUGUGUGUGUGUGUGUGUGUUGGACAAUACAGUAGUCAUGUUUGUGAAUGCACUAUUUCUAUUAAUAUUGAUAUUUUGGCAAUUGCAAGCCAAUUUCAUAAUUUCCUGUGUGUAAAAUUUCAUGCAAAAUUCAGUUAGUGUUUUUAAACAUAUAUUUAAGAUAAUAUGAGAACAUGCACUCAACAUGGAUGUGUGCAUAUUUAUGUGUUGUUAUCCCCAUUGUUCCCUUAUGAAUUUGAUUAUUUAUUAAUUUUUUCUUAUAGUUUGUUACAUUUUAUUAUGCAUCUCGUUUUGGAACAACAAUCUUUUUUGCAUUCACUUAGAAAGUGCCAGGUUUACAUGUGAAUUUAAAUAGAGACAUUUUUGUAGAUAAACUUAAAAGUUGCGUAAAGUAUGUACUUAUGUGACAGCAAGCUAUAUUAAGCAAAAAAACAUUACCUUUGCCAUUUCAUCAGGUCAUUUCAAGAACAGUGUACACUAACAGUUGUUGUUGUUGUUGUUUGUUUUGUUUUUAUCAAACGCUAUGACCGAAUUCUCAAUACUUGGGUCACUUUUUCUAAACUCUUCACACAGUUCUGCUAACCGGCUUUCUGUCUGUAACAUUAGCAAAUUUCACAUCCAAAAUGCAGUAAAAAUACCAAAAAACAUCAUGCAUGUCUCAAAUGGUUUCAUUUUUACAUAAAUCCUUCAAAGGUUGACAUCCAACCAACAUACUUUGUCACUCAUAAAAAUACAAUGUCCAUGUUUACAGUUUUUCAGUAUUGUAUUUUGUGCCAAAGCAAUGAAAAAAUUACCCACGUUUUAGCCGGCAGACUGCUAUUGUGUUUACUGUGUGAAAAGUGAUUUAAGUAUGGAGAAAUUGGUCCUACCGAUUAUAUAUAUAUAUAUAGGU
Messenger RNA from Carassius auratus (goldfish), 3582 nucleotides. Its product is annotated as gamma-aminobutyric acid receptor subunit alpha-2-like. Gene Ontology annotation, cellular component: membrane. NCBI's taxonomy places the organism in Eukaryota, Metazoa, Chordata, Actinopteri, Cypriniformes, Cyprinidae. Gene Ontology annotation, molecular function: GABA-A receptor activity; extracellular ligand-gated monoatomic ion channel activity. The transcript is spliced from 10 exons. The record is from RefSeq and is a predicted model, not a curated record. Gene Ontology annotation, biological process: monoatomic ion transmembrane transport. The coding region runs from base 36 to 1766 and encodes 576 amino acids.